Molecule: messenger RNA, 1401 nt
Organism: Mesorhabditis belari
Lineage: Eukaryota; Metazoa; Nematoda; Chromadorea; Rhabditida; Rhabditidae
Source: the annotation of a GenBank genome assembly
AUGGUCGCGCAAGAAGAUCAAAAAUAUUGGCCUCUCGUCACAUUCGAGAAUGGGCAAAUUCAGUUCAACGAGGAUGUGGCACGGGCCACUUUUGCCAAUCCAAAAUACGAAAAUUUAAAAAUCAGUUUGGUUAGCGUGAUUGGUCCGACGAGAACCGGCAAAAGCUUUUUGAUUGCUUAUUUGGCCGAGGGGGCUCCGUCUCGUUUCAUAACUGGACGUUUCAAAAGCGGUUACGAUCCGGUGACAGAGGGGAUCAAAAUUUUCUUCAGCCCGCUGAUUUUUCGGGAUGACUGGGGUAUACUGCACGCCGUUUUCUUUCUGGACACCCAAGGCACUUUCGAUCUAAAGAGUGACCGCGAAAUCUCCGAGUGGAUCACCACGCUCAAUUUUCUCAUUUCUGACAUUCAGAUAAUCAAUUUGAAAGGAAAUAUCAACGGUGAGGAUUUGCGAACGGUGCACAGAGCCUCCGAGGUGGCGGCCUCAAUGAAUGAACAUCAGAUGGCUAAAAACCUACUUUUUCUGGUACGAGACACCGCGCAGCCGAACAUGGACAGUGCCACGUUCCUCAAUUGUGUUUGGUCACGCUGCUCACAAUCUAAAGAAUUGGCUAAUGUAGUCACCUCGUUGCGAAAGAGAUACCCACAAGAGCACACAAAAUGCAUCUUGACGCCGAUGCCUUCAAAGGAUUUGAUUAAAGCCGAUAAUUUGGCAUUAAUUCGGGGAGAUGAUUUGGACAUUCUUCAUCGUUUUGAAGAAGUGGAAAAGCUCAUCAAAAAGACGAUCGCUUUAAAUGAUCGAUCUUUUCGAAGCCCGGAUGAUCAUAUUUAUUAUUGGAAGAAUGCUAUCGAUUUUCUGAUGUACAGAGUCCCAAGAAUCACAACAACUACUGAGAUGACAAUGGAGUCUUUGAUUAUCAAUGUCUUUGAUGAAGUUUAUAAACCAUUGGCUGCUAUAUUAGAGAAGACAACACUCGAAGAUUUGAAAACCGUUGGUAUUAGACUUCAGCAAACUAUGUCUAACUAUUUUGACAAGAAACCGGUUACCGAUGUCAAGUUAAAAGCAGAACUUGUGAAAAGACUCACGAAACAAAUUGAGAGUGACCAUUACAAAAGGAAACAAUAUUUGGAAGAAGAAAUGAAUGCCAGAGUUCAAGAAGAACGAGAGCAAGAAAUGAUUGAAAAUGUGAGGGAGAGGGUACAAGAACUUGACUCAAUCGAAGAAGCGAUCAAGUUCCACCAAGCUGGACAUCUUCAAGAAGCUUGUGGCGGUUCUCUAAAAGCCCAAAGGGCUUUAGAGUUUAUUCACUCACGAAGAAGUGGAACCCGUGCUUGUGGAUGCUCGCAGCAUUUUUACGAAAACUGUGGAGAAUGCGUUGAAGUUUCACGAGAGAAUCCAACAAAA